Clonostachys solani is the source of this 360-nucleotide messenger RNA. NCBI's taxonomy places the organism in Eukaryota, Fungi, Ascomycota, Sordariomycetes, Hypocreales, Bionectriaceae. The record is from the annotation of a GenBank genome assembly.
AUGUCGCAUGAAAAAGGACAGGCCCGGGUUCAAUCCUCUAUCCUCGUAUCUGGAGGCUCUGUUCUCCCCCUCUGUGCUAUCUGUCUGGGGGAUGGUCCAGGCAGUGAAUCACUAGCAUCCCACCCCAGCACAGCGCAAGAUUCACUGGCCAGCGUCCUCCUUCCCGAGCCAGCCCAAGCGGGAACUGCUGCCGUUCUGGUUGCAGCGCUAAGAGCCCGGAUUGCCCGGACAGUCAAGGGACUCCUCGCGGCUGGAGAGUAUAAUGAGCAUGAUUAUUAUCAUGGCGUCUACCUCGGUCUAAUGGAAUAUUAUCUCGGCAUUAAGGCUCUGCUUUCACCACCUGAUUUGAUGGUUUUGUGA